This is a messenger RNA of Hemisphaericaspora subhashii, 2607 nucleotides long. Its product is annotated as cullin. Gene Ontology annotation, biological process: protein ubiquitination; ubiquitin-dependent protein catabolic process. Gene Ontology annotation, molecular function: ubiquitin protein ligase binding. The transcript has a single exon. Gene Ontology annotation, cellular component: Cul3-RING ubiquitin ligase complex. The record is from RefSeq and is a predicted model, not a curated record. The coding region runs from base 1 to 2607 and encodes 868 amino acids. NCBI's taxonomy places the organism in Eukaryota, Fungi, Ascomycota, Pichiomycetes, Serinales, Debaryomycetaceae.
AUGAUGCCUGCAAGUGGUAGACGGUCGAAGAUUAGACCACCAAGAAAAUCUCUUGUAAGUUCAACUAUUGACAAUUCGAAUAAUAAUAAUAAUGAUCCAUCAUUAGAUUUUGAAAAAUCAUGGUUAGUAUUAGCCAAUGCAAUAAAUCAAAUUCAAAAUAAAAAUGUUUCCAACUUAUCAUAUGAACAAUUAUAUAGAAAAGCUUAUGUUUUGGUUAUUAGAAAAUAUGGUGCGAAAUUAUAUGAUAAUGUAGGUAGUGUCAUAACUCAACAUUUAUUAAAUAGACGUCAAUAUCUAGUGUCAAUUUCAACUGGUAAUGAAGAAUUCAUGAAGGCAAUUAUACAAGAAUGGAAUGAACAUUUGCAAGCAAUGAAGUUUAUAAGUGAUGUUUUGAUGUAUCUUAAUCGAGUAUAUGUUAAGGAACAAAAGAAAUUGUUAAUUUAUGAUCUUGGAAUUCAAUUGUUUAAAGAUAAUAUCAUUAGAUAUAAUGGAGAUGAAGUUGGUCAUAGACUUGUACAUAUAGUGAUUGAUGAAAUUACAAAAAGUAGAAAUAAAAUUGCAAUUACUUCAAAUAUGUAUAUUACAAAAGUUAUUAAUAUGUUGGAAUUAUUGGUUGAAUCAACUAAUUCUGAAAUUCAAUAUGGGGAAAAUUAUUAUCAAACGGUAUUUGAACCUUUAUUCCUUUCAAGUUCUCAUGAUUUCUUUACUAAUUUAUCCCAACACCUAAUUGGAUAUUCACUGGGUUCAAAAUACUUAUAUGAGGCCAAUCAAUUCAUCAAAGAUGAAGAAAAUCGAAUCAAAUUUUAUUUACCUUCUUCGACAUAUCCCAAACUUAUAGAGCUUAUGAACAAUAUACUUAUUAAAGAUAAAAUUGAUGGAAUAAUAUUACUUCCUUAUGAACAGCAAGGUCUUGAAUAUUGGUUGAGACCAAUAAUGACCAACAUUUUCGAAGAUAAAAAUGAUACCUACAAUUAUACUGAUUUUGCCUUGCUAUAUAACCUCAUUGGUCGCAUCGAUGAAGAUUAUCAGUUGUUAAGAGCUAGAUUAAAAGAAGGCAUAAUAAAUCAAGGGAAAACAAUUCCCGAAUUUGUCAAAGCAUCAAUUGAAUCCAGUGGAAGUGGUGGUGGUAGUGCUACAUAUAAGAAAUCAUCAUCAACAUCUUCUACAGCAUUCGCUACCAAAUGGAUAGAAACGAUUAUUAAGUAUAGACAACAAAUGUCAUUAAUUUUAGCACAUUCAUUUGAUCAUAGUCCAAUUAUUGAACAAGCUAUUACAUUUGGAAUGAGAGAAUUCAUAAAUGGAGCACCAAAUAAGCGUGGGACAGGACCAAUCCAAGUUAAUGCUCCUGAAAUGUUAUCAAUAUAUAUGGACUCUGUUAUAAAACAGUUAGGGAAAGGUUCGGCAAGUAAAGAAGUUGCAUUACAAUCAGGGGAUCAAAUUGAAGAUUUCAUAAAUAAAUCUAUUCAAUUUUUACGAUUUAUCAAAGAUAAAGAUGCAUUCGAAGCAAAUUAUGCUAAUCAUUUUGCCAAACGAUUUUUGAAUUCAAAAGGACCCUCACAAACUAUUACCAAGGGGAUUAAUAUCGAAGAAUUAGUGUUAUCCAAACUUAGUGAAGAAUUGGGAACAUCUUCACUAGAUAAAAUUAUCAAAAUGAAUAAAGAUAUUAAACUGUCGAAAGAUAUAACCAACGAUUGGAAGAGAUAUAUAACAAAACAGGAUAAACCAGAAUUGAUAGAAUUGGAAUUGAAGAUAUGUAAUGUUACUGAUUGGCCAAAAUCAAUGACCAAGGAUUAUAAAUGGUUUUCAAAAACCGAAAAUGAAGAUACACCUUUCAUAUGGCCUCGUCAACUACGUAAUACCAUCCGGGAAUUUGAAGAAUUUUGGUGCUCUGGUAAAAAGAAUGAUAAUAAAUCCUUAUUUUGGACACCUAAAUUUGGUUCAAUGGAUUUACGAAUAUCAUACCCUUCAAGAACUUAUGAAAUAAACAUGUCCACAUAUGCAGGUAUAAUUAUGUUGCUAUUUGCUCCUCAAUCUACUAAUCUCGAUGGCUCAAUGGUCCUGGCAUUUGAAGAAAACAAACAAUUGACGUAUCUUGAGAUUGCUGAGCGGACAGGUAUUCCCGAGUUAGAAUUAAAGAGACAUUUACAAUCAAUCGCUGUAGCUCCUAAACUGAGAUUGUUAAUUAAAAGUCCGAUGUCGAAAGAUGUGAAUGAGAGUGAUGUUUUCAGAUUGAAUGAGAAAUUCAAAUCACCUUCCAUUAAAGUUAAAGUCCUUACUGUUUCUGCUUCUUCUUCAGCAGCUACCACUACAGGCACAACAGCAACAAAAACGUCUAAAGCAAAAACAGAAAGACAAGAAGAAUCAGAAGAAGUACAAGGAAAUAUCCUCGAGGGUCGUAAGAUUCAAGUCAAUGCGGCAAUUGUGAGAAUUAUGAAAUCUCGUCAUACAGUGAAACAUCAUGAGUUGGUGGAAGAAUUACAUAAACAAUUAUCGAAUAGGUUCCAACCGCUGAUGAUUUUGAUUAAACAAAGAAUUGAAGAUUUGAUUCUGAAAGAAUACUUGAAACGUGACGAAGAGGAUAGAAAUAUUUAUCAUUAUGUUGCGUAG